AUGAUAUCAAGCGCUGACGCCAUCCCAACAAACAUUCCUCCUCCCACCACAGCUGCAACGACGUUCCCACUCUUCCCCAAACUUCCCCUUGAGCUUCGUCUGAAAAUCUUCCGUCACGCAACCAAUUCCUUGAAAUCAAACCUCAUUCACAUCAAAGCGCAGUUCAACUCAAUUGCUGCCCCACAGACUGCCGCCUCUGGAGGCACAACUCACUCUUUCUUAAGGAGCUCCUUCGCCGGCAAGAAGACCUUCAACACGUCGUUCACAGUCUCAAAGAGUGGAGAUGCUGAGCAUGAUGCUUCUGUUCGAGAUAUCGGGCUGUCGAGAGCCUGUUUUGAGAGUAGAAGAGUGUGGUUGAAGCGUCAUACUACUGAAUUGCCUGCUGCAAUGGACGAAACAAAGAACGGCUCAGGUGUGCUCCGGAUGAAGGAAGAAGAUGUUCUUUAUUUUGUGAACUUCAAAGAAGUAGUUGACAAACUCCGUAGCGACAGCCUUUCCGAGAACCUAGCUGUUUCACCCUCCAUCAGAUCCUACAUCAAUACGCUCACUCAUCUCGCUGUGCCCUUCGAAAGUCUUUCUCUCAACGGCUUCAUCCCUUGGUACCCAUCACACAGCAUAGACGUCGAUCCUUCCGACGAUAUACCUCUUUACGAACAAGAAAUUUCCUACUAUAACAAGUUUUUCGGUAUCCCGGCCAAAAGCCCCGAAUUCUUCUGGACAGUCCCGUUCCCUAAAAUCAAGAGAGUGGAUCUCGUCACAAGGGUUAAUAAGACACUCCAGGAAAUGAGGAUUAGAAAGAAGAAUAUUAACGAGUGGAUGGAGCACGCGAGACAUGAGAGGUGGAAUGACGUGGUCCUUGAUUGGAUGGCAGCAGGGCUAUCUCCAGAUGAGGUUGAGAUGAGGCUUAAUGAGCCCGAGUUCAAGGACAAGUUUGGGAAUGCUUAUCCAGUUGUGGAUAUUAGGGUUGUGAAUGUUGCGGGAGAGGUGCUGUGUGAGCUGGAGGAGCUUGAAGUGGACAUUGCUGAUGAUGAGGAGGAUAUGUAUGAAUAUAAGGUGUUUGAUGGCGAUUCUGAUCUUGAGUAAGGUGUUGGAGAUCACGAGACAUGUCGUCCGAGGAUAAUACACUGGAUAUGCUUUGAAGAGCGAUGGACCGUCGUCAGUGAAGCAGAAAGAUAGAGCUAUGUCGCUGGGGCUGAUAUGCAAAAUGCAUAGCUUGGGAUUAAGCAGCAGCAAUUUAAUGCUUGUAAUUCAUGAUCAUUACGAAC
Molecule: messenger RNA, 1265 nt
Organism: Cadophora gregata
Lineage: Eukaryota; Fungi; Ascomycota; Leotiomycetes; Helotiales; Ploettnerulaceae
Exons: 2
Coding region: 1-1083 (360 amino acids)
Source: RefSeq, a predicted model, not a curated record